AUGAGGCCCAGAGUAAUCUCCCUGAUUCUUGCUAGCAUAGCCAUUGUGAACUGUAUUCCACCACCUCACCCUGCAGUGGUGGCCGUGCGACAAGCAGAGUCACUCUUACCACCACACCUGAAGAGUCCAGCGCUCCGAAACCCACACUUAUUACAAGCCUUAGAGUUAACGAGUCUUCUUCACAAUGGCGAGAAACCGGUGUGCGAUUUAUUGCUGAUGACACAAAGCAUUGGACUGAGAGCUUGGAAUGCAUUUGUUACGAAUCCUAUAAGCUUCGGUGUAGAAACAACUUACACGGACUGGGACACGAGAUUGCCAACCGUUGCAAUUUGUGAAUUAUCCAAUGACGACAAAAUCUACAAUGUUUCAGAUACACGGCAAGUAACAGUAAGGAAUAUUGAAAACGAUCCGUUGGUGGUAGAAACCACACCACACCAACGCGCAUGUCGCUUUCACGACGAAAAUGAUAAUGGUCUCUACCCUCACUACUCGUAUAGUGCUUGUAACGUUCAUUGCCGCAAGCGGGCACAGAUGGAACUCUGCCAGUGCAACGACCAUUUUAUGCUGGGCACAACGGAAUCUGAACGAUGUAAUAUUUCCGGUAUGUGGUGUCUUCACACACAUUCGAGUCACUUAACCACACUCAAACCUGACUGGGCUAAACGUCCCGGUCUCAGCUGUGAUUGCAUGCCGUCUUGUGAUGAAACUGAAAUUACUAUAAUAAAAGACGUCAUAACAUCACUUAGACCAAAAAAAAAGAAGACAUACGUUGAAAUGAUACUCGCUUAUUUGCCGACUGAGAGAUUUAAGAGAAGUGUAGUGAGAAGUCAAUUGGAUUUAGUUGUGUCUGUGGGUGGCACGGCGGGCUUGUUUGUCGGUGCCAGUUUGCUAAGCUUUGUCGAAUUAAUAUUCUUUUUCACGAUUCGUUUUAUCAGCGACCUUUGUAUGAAGAAACGAAAACAAAUAAUACCUACCUACCAAAAUUAA
Messenger RNA from Vanessa atalanta (red admiral), 987 nucleotides. RefSeq names its product pickpocket protein 19-like. The transcript is spliced from 7 exons. Gene Ontology annotation, biological process: sodium ion transmembrane transport. Gene Ontology annotation, molecular function: ligand-gated sodium channel activity. Gene Ontology annotation, cellular component: membrane. Bases 1 to 987 code for a protein of 328 amino acids. The record is from RefSeq and is a predicted model, not a curated record. NCBI's taxonomy places the organism in Eukaryota, Metazoa, Arthropoda, Insecta, Lepidoptera, Nymphalidae.